Sphaeramia orbicularis (orbiculate cardinalfish) is the source of this 2354-nucleotide messenger RNA. It is a transcript of the gene pacrg, whose product is annotated as PARK2 co-regulated. NCBI's taxonomy places the organism in Eukaryota, Metazoa, Chordata, Actinopteri, Kurtiformes, Apogonidae. Gene Ontology annotation, molecular function: Hsp70 protein binding; Hsp90 protein binding. The record is from RefSeq and is a predicted model, not a curated record. Gene Ontology annotation, cellular component: cytosol; vesicle; neuron projection. The transcript is spliced from 4 exons. Bases 19 to 534 code for a protein of 171 amino acids.
CUUCAGUGAGAAUCUACAAUGAAAAUAGUCAUAAAAAUAAAGAAAAACCAGGUGGAUAUUACGACGCUGGACUACAACCACUACCUGCCGCUCUUCUUUGAUGGUUUGCGUGAGACCGUUCACCCGUAUGAGUUCUUUGCUCGCCAGGGAGUCCACGACAUGCUGGACCACGGGGGUCCGAAGAUCCAGCCCAUCCUCCCCCAGCUUAUCACACCUAUCAGGAAGGCCCUGAACACAAGGAACCGUCAGGUGAUCUGCACCACCCUGAAAGUCCUGCAGCACCUGGUGAUGUCCACAGACAUGAUGGGAGAGGCUCUGGUGCCCUACUAUAGACAGAUCCUGCCUAUUCUCAACACCUUCAAGAACAUGAACAUCAACUCUGGGGACGGCAUCGACUACAGCCAGCAGAAGAGAGAAAACAUAGGAGACCUCAUCCAGGAGACGCUGGAGGUGUUUGAGCGCUACGGAGGAGAGAACGCCUUCAUAAACAUCAAAUACAUCGUACCCACCUAUCACUCCUGCAUGAUCGCAUAGACGGGCCGGAAAAAAGCCACAAAAACAGACUCAAAGCCCCCAUCACACACCUUCUCUUAUCUGUGUCCUCAUCCUAAUCUUCACUCCAAUGCGUCCUCUCUGUUCACCUUCUGCCUUUUCAUCAACUUCCAUUGAAUACAUGAAAACAAGUCAUAACGUGUCGCUCAUUUUGUCCUCGUUUCUUACUGAAAUCUUUAGUUUUUUGAUACAGAACCUCUGAGGACCACCUAUCCAGAGAUGUCUCAAUUGAAGCGUCCAGUUGUAAGUGUGUCUGCUCAAACCUAGUAUUAGAAAGAUCAGAUCUGAAGCUCCUGCUCAGUUUGAAAAAACAAAUAUCAUCUAUGGUCUAAAACAUAGCAUUUGUUUUUACAUUUACUUGAACAGACUUUGUAAAGAUUAUUUUUUAAAAUUUAAUUCACAGUGCUACAUGAAACUUUAAAGGUGGAGGUACAUUCUUCAUGAAAUGACACUGAAUCAAUCACCUUAAAUGUCAAAAGGAUGACUUCAGCCAUUCUAUUUGUUUUUAUUGGCUCUCUGUCCAUGACAAACCCUUCAGGAAGGAUUCUAAUUUCAUGCUCUUAACACUGUAGAUGUUCAAGCAAAGUACUGAAGGUGGAGCAUCAUUUAGGUGUUAUCUACAUCGUUAAACUAUAUAAAAUUAACACUGAUGGUGUGUUAAGGCGAAGACACACCAACCCGAUUUUCAACAGUCGGACAUCGUCGGCCAGUCUGGGGAGGUCGUGGCAUGAGUCUGUUUGGUGUGUUCCAUGCGAUCGGCUGUCGAUAAUGCUGUCGCCAGUCUUUUCAGCCGAUUCAACAUGUGUAAUCGGCCACUACCCAUUGUUCAGUCGGAUCAAUCUGAUUGGUGAACGAGCAGUUUCCAUGUGAAUACAACUAUACCAAGGUACUUCACACUGUUAUUGUCUUCUAUAAUAGACCAUUCACUGCUUGUAUUGUAUCUGAAUCAGUGCCAGUCAGUGUUUUCUAUGGACUUCAUUCAUUCCAUGAAGUGAACACUGUUAGCAUUGUUAGCAUAGUGUGAUUUCUCUUUAGUUUUCGGCUGUGACAUCUUUCUUCUUCCACAAGAAGAAGCCUCAGAGCUGACACCAGGAGUAUCUUCUUAUUACUUAGCCAUCCAUUCAACAAGUACAACAACAACAACCCUUCAUGACUAUUCACCACUCUCUGCUGACAACAAUGACUGACGACAGCAAGCUCUGUGUUUUGGUCUAAAGAGAUGUUCCGUCAUUUCCAGUUUUACGUCUCGCACAAGUGCAGAACAUACACUCAAGUCAGUAGUCGAUUUUUUUGACCGUGUCAUGGAGGCAGGAGCUGACUGAUCAGUCGGGCUUCCUUUUCUGGUGACGAUCAGUAGUCGGGUUGGUGUGUCUUCACCCUUAGACAGAGCUUGAGUAUUGAUACAUCCAAGAACACAAACCUGUGCAGACGACCAGAAGAAUGUAGAUAAAUGUGAACCAAACCACCUUCGAAUGCAUCCUGAGUGUGUUCAGAACUGUUCACAUUAAUGCAACGACUGAUUAAACCUGUGUUUAAUUGUGUUAGUGAAGCACAUACUUUACUCCAGUAGAAGAACAGAUACUAGCGUAAACAAAAAGAAUCAAAACUUAGUGUAGCGGUAGUGAUUCUUUAUUUCCAGUAAAAGUGAAAAUGUACUAAGUGUACAAGUAAAGAGUAGGCUUUUUUAGAACUUCUCUAUUUUCUGUGCAAAGUUAAAUGAACCUCACAUGGUUUUAAUGUAAUGUGAAGACUAUUAAACCACUCUGACGUGUAAUCAAAUAUUAAAAAAGAUACUGAAUAUA